GAAGGUCAACAGAAUCUUGAGUGAACCUAAAAAAAAAUAAGCAAUACUCGUCAACGCUAAACCAAAUCAACCCAAAACAAACCUUAUCCUCCGAUCUCUCUCUAUCUCUGUGAAGCCGCAACAAAUCUCCCCAUAUUCAUUUCAAUCGUCGUCGUCGUCUCGGUUUAGAUUUAGACGGAGGAGAAGAAGAGACAAUUAUGGCGGUUACUAUGAAACAUAUGUCGUUGAUCGUCUCUGCGUUAGGCGUUGUCUCCUUUGUUUUGGGAGUCAUCGCUGAGAACAAGAAGCCUGCAUCUGGGACUCCAAUAACUGGAAAGGGAGUAGUUAUUUGCAAAUAUCCAUCUGAUCCGACUGUUGCUUUGGGAUACCUCUCUGCUGCCUUUCUCCUUGCCUGCACUUUUGCUGGCUACAAAUCCUUGUUCAUCUCUUACAAGGGAAAGUCUGUUCCUAACUCUGCCUUGUUCAAAAGCACCAGCUUCUUUGUCUUCUUCAACAUUGCCUUGAUAACAUCUGGACUGGCCUUGUCUCUGUUGCUCUGGCCAACGAUUACAGAGCAUCUUCACUUGACCCGUAAUGUUCACCGCAACUUAGAGACCAGCUGCCCCACUGCUAAGACCGGUCUGAUUGGUGGAGGUGCCUUUGUGUCAUUGGACUCGUGCCUUUUCUGGUUGGUUGCUCUCAUGCUCGCUGAUAACGCCCGUGAAGACCAUUUUGAUGAAGUUGAAAACAGAAACAUCGAUGGAAACUCUUCCUCCAGGGAUGUUAAUCUCAAGAUUGAUGCUUAAGAGAGAAUGGUAUUGGGUUUUCAAUUUGUUUUUUCUACUUGUUCUAUUAGGAAAUGAUCAUUCGUUUCUUCUGGUUUCCUGCGACUUCUUUUUCAUAAAAAUGAUUUGCUAAAAUGUUAUUGAAUUCCAUCCGAGCACCUCGAUGCUUUGUGAUUCUUAAGUUGUACAUAAUUCUCGUGACUCAAGAUUAAAUAAUCUUUUCGUUAUA
Molecule: messenger RNA, 993 nt
Organism: Camelina sativa (false flax)
Lineage: Eukaryota; Viridiplantae; Streptophyta; Magnoliopsida; Brassicales; Brassicaceae
Source: RefSeq, a predicted model, not a curated record